Pogonomyrmex barbatus (red harvester ant) is the source of this 2163-nucleotide messenger RNA. RefSeq lists its product as uncharacterized. Lineage: Eukaryota; Metazoa; Arthropoda; Insecta; Hymenoptera; Formicidae. The record is from RefSeq and is a predicted model, not a curated record.
AUUUUUCUUUUUGAAAAUUAUCCAUGGCGUUACAUUGAAAAGCACGGCAAUGUGGACCCAGACGACGCCAUGACUCACGAUCUAACGACCACUUUAAGAAGCGAGCUGGCGGCUCUCGAGUAUAAACGAGACAGGCUUAUGUCUGAGUUGCAGGAAAUGAAAAGCGUUGUGAGAUCGCGGGAUCAGAGGGUCGUGGAGCUUCAGGUAGAGGCGGAUCAGCUCCGUGAGCAAGCGGCCAGGCAAAAUGCCGUCGUCUCCAGUCUCAAGAAGCGCAUUCAGGAGUUGGAAGAGAGGGAGAGAAAUCUCUAUGCGUCCCAGGGCAGGAACGAGAUCAUGAUACAGGGCUUGCAGCGUGACGUAAAGUACCACGAGGAAAAGGUCAGGGAGUACGAUAAGAAAAUUCGCCAAUUGGAGCACGCUAUAUCCGAGGAGAUUCAAUUGAAGGAACGGGCGCGGCUGAAUCUGCAGGAUUUCGUGCGAAGACUGGCACACGCAUUGAACGUCGAAUACUGCGAGACGGCGCAUCACAGCCCCGAGAUGGUGAUUCAUAAAGCGGAGGAACUCGUGCAGGAGGUGAACCGCCUGCGGACGAAGAGCACAAACGUGGAAACGCAGCUGACGAGCGUCGAGAUGGAUUUCAGAACCUGCAGGGACGCUCUCGACCGCGUUACCACGGAAAAAGAGCAGUUACAGAGGCAAGUGUCCGUUCAUCUGGUCGACAUAGAUCGUUUGCGUCAGGAGAAGGAGUGCCUGGAGAUGCAAUAUAGGGUCGCUGAGAAGGACAUGAACGACUUGAGAGACAAGCUUGUCAACGCGAAUAGAAGCUUAACUAGCGCGACGGGGAACAUAUCCAAUCAGGAGGCUCUGAUUUGUCAGUUACGAGAGGAUCUGAAAGUCCGCGAGGAGAAGACGCAACGCGUACAAAAUGAAUUACGUCACCUUCUAGAAUCGAUCGCCAUCCUCAUCAGUACGCCAAAUCGAUUUGUCGAGUCUCAUGAGAAUGCGAUCAAAGAUCGCAUCCGAGAGAUCUUGGCAGACAACAAAGAUCAGUCGCUGAAAAUACAAAGUCUUCGGGAAAAAGUGAGCAUGGCGACGGAAUCCACAAAUCGGCAGAGCGAAUUGGUCGAAUCCACGAUGAUGAAGGUACGCAGUUUGGAAGACGAACGUGCCGCUCUGGAAGCUAAGAUACAUAAACUAGAAUCCGAACUUACGAGCAGCGAUCUCUCCAGAGAGUCUUUACGCAGAGACAAGCAGACGUUUAUGACCUUCUUGGAUCGACUGGGUAAGGCGAUGCAAAUGGACGAGAUCUCUCAGGAGAUCGGACUCGAUCUUCAAACCGAGUCGCUAUUGGUGCGGGCCGAGCAGCUAGCCAGAUUGGAGACCGACAAGCUGGUCGACAAGUAUUUGUACUCCAGCUACACGACUCUACCGAGGAUUCGGCGCGAGCGAACGUUCCACGAGCUUCCUUGUCUCAAAGAAACUUCCGUGGUUUAUCAGUUGCAACGUCGUGUUCGAACCCUGCGGGAGCAAUUGCAGCGCAGGGACCUGCACCUGGACCUUCUACGUCGGAAGUUAUCUCUGCAGGAGGACAGCGUGAGGAUGAAGUCAUUGUUGCAGACCGAGCGCGACGAGGCGAACAUACGCGCGAAGAAACUGGCGAAGCAGGUCGAGCGACUUCAGGUCCAAUUGUCGGAGGAAAAGUCGCGGAAUCGGGAGUUGAGCGCACAAUUGACGGAAGCCGCAGAUUACAAGAUAGCCGCCCUGGAACGUAGUCGGAAAAUCGAGGAGCUCCAGAAGCGUCUUGUUGAGAGCGAGAUGUUGAGGACGCGUUACAACAGAAAAUUGACGAUGGCGAAGGAGCAGAUGAGGACGGUCGCGGAGACGGCCGAUCAGGAGAGAUCGAUAAACGACCAUUCCUUGCAGCUUCUCCGCGACGAGCUGGCUCAGGUCAAACAAAAUCUUUCCGACGUCACGAGAAGAGAAUCCCAGCUCCAGAGCUUCCGCGUCUCUGUAGCGAAGUUAUUGUCGGAGCCAAUCUGCACGCCCGAUUAUGAGAUUAUUUCGCGGCUGCAGAAAAUGGUCGCGGCUCAUCGGGACUUUACAAUGCUCUCCCGCAGGUAUGACGAGCCUUUGGAAACAAAUCCCUCGAGAUGCACCAGGUAA